Molecule: messenger RNA, 1314 nt
Organism: Anoplopoma fimbria (sablefish)
Lineage: Eukaryota; Metazoa; Chordata; Actinopteri; Perciformes; Anoplopomatidae
Product: G-protein coupled receptor 151
Exons: 1
Coding region: 1-1314 (437 amino acids)
Biological process (GO): G protein-coupled receptor signaling pathway
Cellular component (GO): membrane
Molecular function (GO): G protein-coupled receptor activity
Source: RefSeq, a predicted model, not a curated record
AUGCGAUCACGACCCCGUCAGCAGCGUUUCAGCACCGCGGAGCCCUGGACAGCUCCUCCGACCUCCUUAUCCCUCCAGGACCUUCAAGUCUGCAGAGAAACAAAGUGGAACCCAAGAGAAAAAAAAACACAUUUUGUUUGUUAUUUUCCCACUUCAAGGAGCUCCAACUUUAAAGUCUCUCUGGAGGAGAUGGAUGUUGAUCGACCAGCAAAUGUCUCCUUUUUCGAUUUCGUCGGAGGAGUUCAGCUUCUCCAGGGGGAGGACACCAGGACAGCCAUGCCGGUCAUCCUCAUCGGGAUCUGUGUGUCUGGAGCUGUUGGGAAUUUGCUGGUUUUGCUGAUUUUCCUCCAUGACUUCAGGAGUGGAGGAGGCUCUGAGGUGAAGGCUCUCCUCGCCUCCCUGGCCUCCACAGACUUGGUGAUCCUGCUCCUGUGCGCUCCGGUGCGAGCCAUCACCUACUACAAGCAGACCUGGACUCUGGGGAGGUUCCUCUGCAGCACCACGGACUGGUUCCAGCACUCCUGCAUUGUGGCCAAAACUUUAAUGCUUGCAGUCACCACCAGAGCCAAACACACCCUGGACCCCUGCACCACCCUCUGCAGCCCGACGUGGAUCCACGCAGCCCUGGCCUUCAUUUGGAUCAUCUCCAUGAUGUUUCCAAUCCCUCAGAUGCUUUUUGCUUCUCUGGUGCCUCUUGGUCGUGACUCCAUAUGCGUGUCUGAGAUGCCAGUGUGUGCUUCUGACUUCAUGAGUUUGUUCUACAAGAUUUAUCCAACUGCUACCUUCUUGGUGCCGGUCACCUUAACCAUUGCGUAUUACACCAAAGCUCUCCACACUGCGGUGAACCAUGCACCCAACCCUUGGCACCAGAGCAAAGUCACCCUGGUUCUGCUGUGUCUGAGCGGGGCCCUGGGGCUCAUGCUGCUGCCAGAGUGGGGGACCUUCACCUGGAUCAGGCUGGGGUUCAACAAGCCUCCUGUGGGUCUGAUCAUCUUUGCACAAGUCCUCCUUUACGCAUGCAGCGCCCUCUCUCCGGUGAUCCUGAUGACCAUGUACGACGACGUGCGCCAGGGUUUGAUCCGCAUCUGGUUCACCUCCACCUGCAGAGGCACGAAGCCCAUCAGCAGAACCAAGUGUCCCCAAACGGAGGGGAACGGUGCUGAAGUCGGGGCCAAAGAGGUGGGAAACGAGGUCUCCAAGGAGAGUGAGAAGACCAUCCCAGAUGUGGAGCACUUCUGGACAGGGCGCAGGAAUACGCACGUCGAGGAGGAGCAGGAUCCGGUUCCGUGGGAGAGAGAGGAGAAGAUGUUGUAG